Molecule: messenger RNA, 1311 nt
Organism: Recurvomyces mirabilis
Lineage: Eukaryota; Fungi; Ascomycota; Dothideomycetes; Mycosphaerellales; Teratosphaeriaceae
Exons: 3
Coding region: 1-1311 (436 amino acids)
Cellular component (GO): nucleus
Molecular function (GO): DNA-binding transcription factor activity, RNA polymerase II-specific; zinc ion binding
Source: RefSeq, a predicted model, not a curated record
AUGUCCAACAUCAUGCCUGGCGGUGCCCACUCCUCAAUUGCUCGUGAUACGGGUGUAGGAUUACCCAGUGGUCUGGGCAUCGAUGGUGAAGGCUACGAAAACUCAGACCAAUCCGGGAUGGACGGGUCGCAACUAUCGCCAACGACAUCUAACGAGAAGCGACGAAAGUCAUCCAAGUACAAAAGCAACAAACAUCUUGGUCGAGCAGUCUCAACGCCGCACAUGCGUGAUGGAGCCAUGUCGGACGAUGAUAAGAAGCGCAACAAGUUGGGCUAUCAGAGAAUUUCCAUUGCAUGCGCUCACUGCCGUCGUCGAAAAAUCCGGUGUGUCAUUGCCGACGCUGAUCCACAACAAAGAUGCCAGAAUUGCAUACGGCUGAAGAAAGAAUGCGUCUUCUACCCCGUAGAGCAGCAAAACGCGCUGGACAAUCGUACCGAGUCCUCGAGUAAAGCAGUCACUGACUCGGGGCCAUCGUCUGUCGUUUCUGUGUCCCCGCCAAAUAAUGCUACGGACCGGUCGUUCGAGAGCACGCGAGAGUUUCCUCCUUUCGCUGCGCUGCCUUCAAACGCUUCCUCUACGUUCCAGGGACUUCCUCUGGAACCAGGAAGCGCAAUAUUUGGCCAAGGAUAUGCUAUGAAGGACUAUACAUACCGGAGCGACGCGUACGGCCGGACAUGGCCGUCGACUACCUCAAUGGUCACCGACAGUAGCGAUACGACUUCAGCCUCGUCUUACUCCAGAUAUUCACACGCGCCGAGCGUCAAUGGUGACUUUUCUCCCUUUCCGGCGAACGAGCCAGUGCAAACAUCGCCGCACAAUCCUCACCCACCGUCAUUUGAUUAUGCAAUGGGCAGAAACGAUAUGAGCUGGCAACCGCAGUCGCAUCAUCAUCAUCAACAUCAUCAACAACAACAGCAACAGCAACAACAGCCUCCAUUACGAUCAAUGUCAUACGGCCAUAUUGACCAGUCACAAAACAAUCACGUGCCAUAUACGCCAUCCUAUCCGGCAAUCGCGAGAUCGCCUAUGUUAGCAAUGCAAUAUCAACCACCAGUCCUCCACACCCAAGGCAUGCCACCAAUGAGUCAACAGCUCGCACCCCAUUCUGCACCCGUCGGGACUGGCAACCCAGCAUUCGCGCAGCCUUUGCCUUACGCGUUCACACAUCAUGCGGAGGCUAUAGAGACCAACCACGGAGCGGCGCCAAUGGUCAGCCAGGCUUUCGCGAAUCCCUGGUACAACGAGCGACCUGGCUUUGCGAGCCUGACAGAAGAGCUGGACAGUGAUGAGGGUGCUACGCGUCGGAGGUGA